This is a messenger RNA of Carya illinoinensis, 1474 nucleotides long. RefSeq lists its product as uncharacterized. Bases 678 to 1250 code for a protein of 190 amino acids. The transcript has a single exon. The record is from RefSeq and is a predicted model, not a curated record. Lineage: Eukaryota; Viridiplantae; Streptophyta; Magnoliopsida; Fagales; Juglandaceae.
AAGGCGUCUUUCGGAGUACAGAAGGGACCCCAGCAAGCUCUCAACUCCACCCCCUACAGAACUAGAGACUGAGGAGACAUCAUGCUGGGGCCUCUGUGAUUCAAACGAAAUCAACAAGUUGCCUUUUCCACAAAACAAAACACUGAUUGUCUCUACCAGCGAUGACCUGAUAUAUGAGCUCUUGUUCAUCCCAGUUCUUGACGAGCCCCUCUCCUCUAACCGCUACUGUGUUAUCCACGCAAAAGGCAGUAGCAACGGGUGAGGGUGUGCUGACUCUGCUCUCUCAUUUGUUUCUUCAGAUUUUCAAUCUACUUUUAUUUCAUAAAUCAUAACUAUACGUACGUAGAGUCGAUAAACAUUUUUUUGAUAACAAAAAAGAAAAAAAAAAAGAAAAGUCUGAUUUUUCAGGCAAGCGUGCAUGUGCUCGACGGAAGAGAAUAACGUCAAGUCGAUUUUUGGAGACUGUACGAGAUGUGAAACCAAAAGCUUUCGACCCUACGGAUGUCUACCAACAAGUGGAAAUUUGUAAUGUACCCUCUAGAGGUUUUUACGCCAAUUCUGUACUUCCUAACUGUUACCCUCCAUCAUCUAUAAGGGAAAAGUACUGGAGAGCUGCACACUCAAGCCCGUCUUAUUAUAGAUUUGAUGACGCUCCAGGGCUUAAUUCCUCAAUUCGAAUGUACCUUCCAGAGUAUAAUAUUCCAACAAGUCAAAAGCGUUCAACUCCUAUUAUCAUAGGGAAAUGGUAUUCUCCCUUUGUAUUCAUAAAAGAUGAAGGUUUUGUGAAGACCCAAAUGAAGAAAUCUUUGUUUUACAACAAGACUUUAGAGCAAUAUUGGGAGGAAAUUUACUCCCAGGAGAAUCAUGGCGGUGAUGGAAACAUUGUGACGGUGAACACGUAUGUAGAGAGGGAAGUGUAUCGUCUGGAUGGCAUGAAAGCUGUGAGAGUUGACGGCAAUGUUAAUGGGUCUGAUGGUUUUAUUUGGUUUAGAGUUCAGAACCAGAAUAGUGGAGUCGUGGGCUUGAGUUCAGCCAUCGUGGAUGGAAUGAGAGGGAUUCAAAAGGAAGGAGGGUGGGUUGAUGGGCAAGAUAGCGAGGUGUGGGCUGAGAAAGUAGAGGUGACUGACAAUUUGUGGAGGAGAUUUUGUGGUUAUGUGUUGGUGGAGAGCUUUGCUUUGAGAAUGGAUGGAAGUUUAGUGCUGAAUUGUGAUUUCAGGCACACCCAACGGAUUAAAACCAAAUGGGAAUGAAUCAAAAUCCUUGGCUACAUCAACGUUCAUAAACCUACCUAUUAUGUCUGGUUUGUCAGUGGGUGCAGGAUGCGUAUAACAAUGUUUGCUAAUGUACUUCCAACUCUUUUUAUGGAAACCUUGUUAUUUAUAAAAAAAGACUUGAUAUGAUAUGUACCAUGUAAUAGAAUAUUAUUUCCAAUUCAACAAUGAACAAUUCUGAAAAAAGAAGAGGACACAAGAUA